Molecule: messenger RNA, 1245 nt
Organism: Nicotiana attenuata
Lineage: Eukaryota; Viridiplantae; Streptophyta; Magnoliopsida; Solanales; Solanaceae
Exons: 2
Coding region: 1-1245 (414 amino acids)
Biological process (GO): DNA integration
Molecular function (GO): nucleic acid binding
Source: RefSeq, a predicted model, not a curated record
AUGAAUAUUGCCAACAACAUUAAGAGUACUAUUCCACAAACAGAUAGUGCCAGGGAAUACCCAAAGUUUGUGGAAGAACGUUUUCGUUCUGCAGAUAAGUCUCUCGCUGGUACGCUAAUGGUUGAACUCACGACCAUGAAGUUUGAUGGGUCAUGUUGUAUGCAAAAUCAUAUCAUCGAGAUGACUAACAUUGCAGCAAGACUUCAGACCUUGGGGAUGAAAGUGGAUGAUUCCUUCUUGGUUCAGUUUAUUCUGAACUCGUUGCCUCCCGAGUAUGGACCUUUUCAAAUUAACUAUAACACUAUUAAGGAUAAGUGGAAUGUUAGUGAAUUGUCCAGUAUGCUUACUCAGGAGGAGUCAAGACUUAAGAAACAAGGGAGUCAUUCAAUUAACCUCAUGGGUCAAGGAGCUGGUAAAGGACUUAAAGUGAAGGCCAACAAGCUCAAGAAGAAGAAGGCACCUGCUAAAGCUCCACAGGAUGCUAAGAAGGAACAUAAGGCAGAUACGUGUCGUUUCUGUUACAAGGAAGGACACGAUCAGAAAUAUUGCCUGAAACGUAAAGCUUGGUUCGAAAAGAAAGGUACAAUUAGUGCUUUUGUAUGUUUCGAAUCAAAUUUAAUAGAAGUUCCUAAUAAUACUUGGUGGCUCGAUUUUGGUGCAACUGCUCAUGUAUCUACUACGUUGCAGGGAUUCCUUACGAUCCAAACUACAAAUCCAAAUAAGGAUUUCUUGUUCACGGGAAAUCGUAUGAAGGCUCCAAUUGAAGGCAUAGGGACUUAUCGUUUGAUCAUGGAGACUGGACGUCACCUUGAUCUAUUACAGACUCUUUAUGUACCUUCAGUUUCUAGGAAUUUGAUUUCUCCUUCAAGACUUGAUGUUUCUGGAUUUGAUUUAAAGUUUGGAAAUGGAUGUUUCAAUUUAUAUAAGAAUGAUAUUUUUAUGGUUCUGAAAUAUUUUAUCACUUUUAUCGAUGAUUUUUUACGUUAUGGAUACAUCUAUUUGCUGGAAGAAAAAUCUCAAGCAACAGAUGCUCUCAAGGUAUUUGUUAAUGAGGUUGAAAGGCAAUUAGAUAGAAAGGUGAAAAUCAUUAGGUCAGAUAGAUGUGGUGAAUAUUAUGGAAAGUAUAAUGAAUCAGGACAAUGUCCAGGUCCAUUUGCAAAGUUCCUCGAGGAACAUGGCAUAUGUGCACAGUAUACUAUCCCAGGAACACCUCAACAAAAUGGUGUUGCAGAAAGGCGUAAUUGA